This is a messenger RNA of Microtus ochrogaster (prairie vole), 4839 nucleotides long. It is a transcript of the gene Limk2, whose product is annotated as LIM domain kinase 2. Gene Ontology annotation, molecular function: ATP binding; protein binding; protein serine/threonine kinase activity. NCBI's taxonomy places the organism in Eukaryota, Metazoa, Chordata, Mammalia, Rodentia, Cricetidae. Bases 368 to 2239 code for a protein of 623 amino acids. Gene Ontology annotation, biological process: actin cytoskeleton organization; protein phosphorylation. Gene Ontology annotation, cellular component: nucleus; cytoplasm. The transcript is spliced from 16 exons. The record is from RefSeq and is a predicted model, not a curated record.
CUGAAGGCCGGGACUAACUUGACAGCAGCAUCUCAUUUUUAGCUAAUCACCGGCCCCUUCCCCAGAAUGCCUGAGUGUCCACAGCCUCUGAAGAGAGGUGCUUCUCCCGCAGCCCCGAGGAGCCACGGGGCUCCCGAGCACUAGGGAGGAGAAGCACCACCCUUGUGCCCCUGCGGGAAUCUGCCAGGGAGCCAGGGGCCUAGAGUCCUCUCUCUCCUGCUGCUCCGGAGGCAGAGGUGAGCACCGGGCGGCCGGCUCCAACCAGAGGUGCCGGGAACCCCGCCUGUCAUGGUGGCCGUCUGCAGCCAGCCUGAGGCACUCCCAGACGGGGUUGCAGCUGAGCCUGUUUAUCUGGUGUGGGAAGAAGAUGGGGAGUUACUUGUCUGUCCCGGCUUACUUCACCUCCAGAGACCCCUUUAGGUGUUCAGAAUGCCAGGAAUCCCUCACCAACUGGUACUACGAGAAGGAUGGGAGGCUCUACUGCCACAAGGACUACUGGGCCAAGUUUGGAGAAUUCUGCCACGGCUGCUCCCUGCUGAUGACAGGGCCUGCCAUGGUGGCUGGGGAGUUUAAAUACCACCCAGAGUGCUUUGCCUGCAUGAGCUGCAAGGUGAUCAUUGAGGAUGGGGAUGCGUAUGCCUUGGUACAGCAUGCUACACUAUACUGUGGGAAGUGCCACAAUGAUGUGGUACUGGCACCCAUGUUCGAAAGGCUGUCCACGGAGUCUGUCCAGGACCAGCUGCCCUAUUCGGUCACACUCAUCUCCAUGCCGGCCACCACCGAGUGCAGACGUGGCUUCUCCGUGUCCGUGGAAAGUGCCUCUUCUAACUAUGCCACCACCGUGCAAGUAAAAGAGGUCAACCGGAUGCACAUCAGUCCCAACAACCGCAAUGCCAUCCACCCUGGGGACCGCAUCCUGGAGAUCAAUGGGACCCCUGUCCGCACUCUGCGUGUAGAAGAGGUGGAAGAUGCGAUUAACCAGACAAGCCAGACACUUCAACUGCUGAUCGAGCAUGACCCUGUCCCCCAGCGCCUGGACCAGCUACGGCUAGAUACCCGGCUUUCUCCCCACAUGCAGAGUACUGGACACUCUCACACGCUCGGCACUCUGGACACCAAGGAGAAUCAGGAGGGGACACUGAGGAGACGUUCCCUGAGGCGCAGUAACAGCAUCUCCAAGUCUCCUGGCCCCAGCUCUCCCAAGGAGCCCCUGCUCCUCAGCCGUGACAUCAGCCGCUCCGAAUCCCUGCGCUGUUCCAGCAGCUACUCACAGCAGAUCUUCCGGCCCUGCGACCUGCUCCACGGGGAGGUUCUGGGCAAGGGCUUCUUCGGGCAGGCCAUCAAGCUGGGAGGGGGGGGUCAGGUGACUCACAAAGCCACAGGCAAAGUGAUGGUCAUGAAGGAGUUAAUCCGUUGUGAUGAGGAAACACAGAAGACUUUCCUGACUGAGGUGAAAGUGAUGCGAAGCCUAGACCACCCUAACGUGCUCAAGUUCAUUGGCGUUCUGUACAAGGACAAGAAGCUAAACCUGCUGACUGAGUACAUCGAGGGGGGCACACUGAAGGACUUUCUGCGCAACGUGGACCCGUUCCCCUGGCAACAGAAGGUCAGGUUUGCCAAAGGCAUCUCCUCUGGAAUGGCGUAUUUGCACUCCAUGUGCAUCAUCCACCGGGAUCUGAACUCACACAACUGCCUCAUCAAGUUGGACAAGACUGUGGUGGUAGCAGACUUCGGGCUGUCACGUCUUAUAGUGGAAGAGAGGAAAAGGCCCCCAGUAGAGAAGGCCGCCUCCAAGAAACGCACCUUACGAAAGAGUGACCGCAAGAAGCGCUACACUGUGGUGGGAAACCCCUACUGGAUGGCCCCCGAGAUGCUGAAUGGCAAGAGCUACGACGAGACGGUGGAUGUCUUCUCUUUUGGGAUCGUUCUCUGUGAGAUCAUUGGGCAGGUGUACGCUGAUCCUGACUGCCUGCCCCGCACACUGGACUUUGGCCUCAAUGUAAAGCUUUUCUGGGAGAAGUUUGUCCCAACAGACUGCCCCCCAGCCUUCUUCCCCCUGGCUGCUAUCUGCUGCAAACUGGAGCCUGAGAGCAGACCGGCAUUCUCAAAGCUGGAGGACUCCUUUGAGGCACUGUCUCUGUACUUGGGAGAGCUAGCCAUCCCACUGCCCGCAGAGCUGGAAGAACUGGACCAUACUGUGAGCAUGGAGUAUGGCCUGACCCGGGACUCGCCACCCUAACCCUGGUCCAUCCCCCUGCAGGGGGACAUUCCACAGCCAGCAUUGCUCCCUCUGCGCCCUGUCCUUGCUAGGAGCAGUACUGUCUAGGCUUCCUGUGGAUUGACGGCUUGCUUAGAAGCAGAAUAAGCCAUCCCUACUACCUCCCCAGGAGGCAUGCGGGUGCAGGGAAACAGUUCUCCACAGGUGCUGGGCCUGGUUACUGUCUGUAAAUCCAACACUCGCCUGAAAGCUGUGAAGAAGAUAAAGAGAGCCUGGAUUCUAGACCAGUCUGUUACUAGGGACUACCUGGGACCUUUGCGGCAGUGAGAUUCUGGGAGGCUGUAGCUUUACACUAGUCAACAUGGCCUGGGCCUGCUGGGCAGGAUGACAGAUGAACUGGCCUGAGGGCUCUGGAGUCUGGUCCAGCAAGGUGCAGAACUUCAAGCAGUAGUUUGAGUGACAACCGAGAGCCUUCAAAGCAUGCCAAGUGGCAGCAGUGAUUCCUCCUCCACUCCAGGCCCUGCCCUCUGGAGCAGGUUCUCAAGAGUCUCUUAGUAUGUGGCAAAACCCACAGGAUCCAGAAAAAGGACUGGUUCUGCUCACCGGCCCAGGGACCACAUCAGUGUGUGGGAGUUUCCACUUCAACGUCCUGUCUCAACAAGCAGCCACUCACAAAAGCACCAAAGAAGCUGGGGCUGGAGAGAAGGAGGUCCUGCCCUUUAAAAAGCCCCAUAUCCUGGUUGGUGGGCUCAGUCCGAUGCUAGAUGGGUUCUGGAGGCCAUGUGGUCUGUCUCAGACUUCGGGUAUAAGCAGGGAAAGGGGAGGCCCGUCAAUUUCUUGGCAUCCUUGUGGCAGCUACUGCACAUCUCUAGCAUGUCCGCUCCAGGCAGCAACUUGGGACAGGAACUGGUGGCUGUUGAGUCCCAAAGCUGAGAUACGAAGAGAGUUCCCUGAGCUGGGCCCUCUUGAUUCUACCUCCCUUGUUGUGGGCCCAGCUCUUGCUUCCUGAGCCACACUCCAGGGCCACGGGCAUUGGAAACCCUCAGGGUACCUUCCACCCCUGGCUGCCAGGUAUCCAGGGACUCUCCAGCUCACACCGUAUUUGACAAAUUGGGAGUGGAUUUGGUUAUAAAUACAAUGUGUGGUGGGUUGUACUGGUAAGGGGAUCUGGAGAGUGGUUGUUGCUGUUAUUAGUUUUUCUCUAUUGGGUGACAUGUGGAAUACUGUACAUAGACAAGAUGAACUGUGGGGUGGGAAGUCAUCUUUGGUCACUUUACUUACUGUGUGGACUGUCCUUGUGUGUGGAAUUUGCAAACUUGCUGUAGGGGAGUCCUGAACUCCCAGCAUGGUUCAGCAUCCUGCAACUGGUUACGCUUGAACUGUCCCCAGCAAGUGUGGGAGUGGUGGGCCUGAGCUGGGCCGUGAAGCAGACUAAAUAAAUUAAGCGGUUAACAUAGCGAAGGUGCUGAGAGUGGAAAAGUAACUCAGGGCCUGGAGGAGUUGGAGAUAGUAAGCCCUUAAAAGCAGUUACUGUUUUUGCAGAAGACCAAGGUUUGGUUCCCGGCACCCACAUGAUGGGUGUUUGGGGCACUCAGCACCUCUUCUCAUAUCUGUGAGCUCCUGCACACACGCAGAGCACACAUAUAUUCCCAGGUACAGAUACACAUAUCAAAUUUUGUUUAAAAAGUUUAAAGAAACAUUCGUCUGCCCACCUCCGGAUCCAAGCCACGUAAGUGCUCACAUCAGGAAUUCUCAGUCUCAAGUUGAAUCCCCUCCCCUGGACAGCAAACCUUCAGAGGUCAUGCACAUCCACUUGAGGUAGCCUUCUCUGUGGAGCAGGUCGGUGGCCUCAUUGUAGUCCCACCACAGGGCUAUUAGGCCAGGCUCUGAGUUGCUGGCCCAGUCCUCAGGGACCGUCUGCUUCCAGCCUUCUACAUCAGAGGCUGGAGCAAAUGACGCUACUGUUGUGAGGUCCUGUGCACAAACACAAACCUACAACUUCCACCUGGUGUUACAGUAUGUUUACACAUCUGCACUUGAGAAUCCCCAUGAAUUCAAGGCCAGCCUAGCCUACCUAGUGAGUGUGAGGCCAACAGCCAGAUUUUUUUUCUAUAAACCUAAAUUCACCUAAGUAUUAUGAAGCUGAAGGAUGUAGAAUAUCUGCAGAAUCUAGUCCCUAGUAAACACUGGUGAUCUAAAAACAGCAAAGGCUGAACAUAGGCAAGGUCACUCUGCUCUGAUAUACCUAGAACUUGACCUGUUGCUGAGUCCACUGCUGAAACUUGAAGAAAUACCCCACACACUACCUAGCCACCCCACCCCAGGAGCUUCCCUCCUAACCUGCAAGAACCACCCUCAGCCCCAGGUAGUGGUUUCUCCUUUGGCUGCUGUGGAACUGCCAACUACCCCUUUGUUUCUAGUCCCCAACAAAAGAUUUUGGGAGGGUCCAUCCUAAGUCCUCUACGUUGGAAAGAAUAAUAAAGGAGAGAAGACAUAAAGGGAUCAACUUGGUGCUUCAACCUUAAGAUGGUCAUGGCGGCCUUGACAGUCGGUGCGGGGGCUGCAGUUUGUAGCAGUUCAGCCAUUACUACCUCCCAGUGACUGGGUCACAGUGAUCAAGA